This is a messenger RNA of Trachymyrmex cornetzi, 1281 nucleotides long. It is a transcript of the gene sicily, whose product is annotated as NADH dehydrogenase (ubiquinone) complex I, assembly factor 6 homolog sicily. The coding region runs from base 173 to 1093 and encodes 306 amino acids. The transcript has 4 exons. Gene Ontology annotation, biological process: biosynthetic process. Lineage: Eukaryota; Metazoa; Arthropoda; Insecta; Hymenoptera; Formicidae. The record is from RefSeq and is a predicted model, not a curated record.
CGUUCGAGAUUGUAUACUUCAAAUUGUAAUAAAAAGAAAUAUUAAAACAUGAUUUCACGAUAGACAAAUUUAAUAUACUCAAUGUCGUUAGCAUUUCCGUUGGGAUAAUUGUGUGAUCGCUUUUAUUGUUAGAUUCAAUAAAACAAAUUUUUAUUUUUUUUUUUUAGAAAAAAUGAAUAAAUUAACAGUUAUUGAAAAAAAUAUGCGAACACAGUUGCGAUGUAUAAUUCGUAUGAAUACGACUAGUGCAAAACAAAAACAAACUCCGACCGAGUAUUGUUUGCAGCUGGUUAGGAAGAGCGAUUAUGAGAACUUUCUAUGUACGCUAUUACUUCCUCGUAGUAUUAAAUCGACGGCUUUUGCUGUACGUGCGUUUAAUGUCGAAGUGGCACAAGUGGAGGAUCAAGUGAGCGACAGUAGGAUAGGUGCUAUGCGAUUACAGUUUUGGACAGAUGCUCUGAACAGAAUUUAUAAUGGUAAUCCUCCGAAGAGUCCGGUGGCAUUGGAAUUACACAGGAUCCUUCAGCAACACAAACUAUCUAAACGUUAUUUCAAGCGCUUAAUUGACGCUCGCUUGAACAAGCUAAGUAGCUCAAUAUUCGUGGAUUUGGAAUCACUCGAAAGAUAUUGUGACUAUACCACAUCAUCAAUUUAUUAUUUACUGCUAGAGGCACAAGGUAUAGCGAACGUCAAUGCCGAUCACGCAGCUAGCCACCUCGGCAAGGCACAUGGUCUAGUCACCUUGAUACGUUCCGUGCCAUAUAAUGCCCGGAAACGAGUCAUGAUAUUGCCACAGGAUGUUCUGCUAAAACACAGCAUCUCCUCUGAAUCCAUCUUUCAGGGACAAUCAAGUGCUGGAUUUAAAGACGCUAUACUUGAAAUUGCAUCUUGCGCUAAGCAGCAUCUGAAAGUGGCGACAUCGCUUAGAAAGACUGCGGGGAAGGAUCUUAACGUGAUAUUUCUACCAACAGUUUGUGCGGAGAAUUAUUUAGAAGAAUUAAAAAAAGUAGACUUCGACGUUUUUCACCCGACAUUACAGAGAAGAAAUGGCAUCCUUCCAUUACAAUUACUGUGGAGAAAAAUGUGGUCUUAGGGUGACUUUGACCAGACUCCAAUUAACUUAAUCAGAGACUGAUUCAAUUGGCAGUUUUGUUGUAAGAUCUCUAGUUAUGUAUAAUUCGUUGUCUCUAAUUUAAUCUUGCUUUUCAUUAAACAACAAAAAGUUUAUUCUAUCCAUAUUAAAAAUUAUUAUAGACAAACUUGUGUUUAGGAUAACUUUGA